GUAUACAUCAAAAUGAUUGUAUUUAAAAUUUUUAUUUCUGUUAUUGUAUAUACUAAAUGUUCUAUUUCCAUGGACCCUUUAGAAUUACAUUGCAAUUUCUCUAAAUAUUUUUUUAAUUAUUUCAAAUACAGUGAGCAGUAUUUAGUUAACUUCGAAAAUACAAUUUCUGAACUGGAAUUAAGAAAUUAUGGUUUAGCAAUUAAAUCUCAUGAUGAAAUCAUAAUGAUCAUGUUAGAUGCGUUAUGGGAUAUGGACGAAAUGUAUAUAGCAGAAGAUUUAAUGACCAUAAAUUUAUACUUAAACAAUGUUUCGGGAUCUAUAAACAUGAUCGCUAAAAAUGAAAAUGGUGAAUUUAGUAGAACUGAAAGCUCGCAGAAUUUACUUCAAGGCUAUAAAUUAAUUAAUCGAUCAAUUGUUGAACGAUUGGAAUACUUUAUUAACAGUAAAUGUUCAGAUGUAUCGUUUAAUAAUAACUUCAUAGCAUACACUCAUUUUAAGGUACCGCCAAUUAGUUAUAUGCCAGAUAUUUUGCUUCGUGUUUUGAAACAAUUAAAAAAUAACAUAUUUAUUGUUAUGAACGAAUAUUUAUUAUGGUACGAUGCGGACGAUACUGAAAUAUUAAAAAGUUAUACUGUCAUUGUGAAACAUUUAGCGUUGUCAUUUCGUAAGCAAUCAUAUAAUAAUUUUAAUCCAAAAAAAUUCUUAUUUUAUGAUUUAAUGGAAACCCGAUCUAAUUUUUGUGAGCUAGAAUUAUCGACAGGAUCUCAGGCAAAACAAACAGCCAGUUACAUAGAAAAUAAGGAAUUUAAUGAUGUAUUAGACAUAAUGGGAAUUUUUCAUAUUAAAAAAAAUGUUUCAAGUAGAUAUUUAAUGGAAAAUAGACCACGUUAUUUAAAACUAGACUUGUCAUCAGGUUCUGAUGCUGAACAAUAUUUUAGAAAUAACUGUGACAAACAACUUAAUGUUGUAUUAGACAUGGUUCGAUAUGUGCCGUUAAUAAUAAGGAGUACUAAUAAUUAUCAAAUAAAGUUAUUUGAUGUGUUUCGUUUCAUCAAGUUCGAUUUUAACUUGAUAAAUAUACAAAUGUUUGAAAAUUUAGUUAAUACAGCAACAGUUCGCCCAAUUAUGUUGAUUGCAAGUUUUUAUUUUUCAUUAGUUAGAAAAUUUCUUUUACUUAAUAAGUUUAAGAAUAUGAAAUUAAAACAGGUUCUGGAAAAUUUAAUCAUUGAAAUGGGUCAACAUAUUGUUGAAAUCAUGAAAUUUUUUAUGGAUUUGAAUUUAUUUGAAAAAAUAAUUACAAAUAAAAUUGAGUUUAUUUUUAAUAUAAUGCACGAACUUGUUUCAUCCUUCAAAGAACGUAAUAAAUUGUUUACAAGUAGAGAAGCGCAUAAACUAAUAAAAGUUUGCUAUGAUUUUAUGAGAUAUAACGCUAUAAGUACUAAAUUUAUUCAAUUACAUUAUGCAAAUGUCACAGAAAAUAAUAUUAUCAAUAUUUUUUAUUUGGCUGUUGCAGAAGUAAAUAAAAUUGCCUUAUUCAUUUUAGCAAUAAAAAAAUAUCAGUAUUGUUAUAAGACUGCAAAAAGAUGUAUCCCUAUAAGACACAUAAAAUUUUAUAGAAUUAAAAAUACUCUCAAGUAUAAAAUUCCAAUCGAACAAUUAGGAAAUUAUGAAGACAUAUAUCGACAACUUUAUUUCCCCGAUGAUAAUUCAAGUUAUAUAAAUAAACAUUAUAGUCAUAGUUCGAGUGAUGAAAAUGAUGAGAUGAAUAAUGAUGACAAUAAGGAUUUUGAAGUAGCAAGUCAGAAAUAUUAUACUCCUAAAUAUCUAGUGGAUUAUUUACUUUAUGAAUAGUUUUUAAAGUUAAUUUACUUUAUGUGAAGUUUAUUUAAAUCUCAUAUACAGUAUUUAGAACACACAUUUAAAUAUAAUGUAACAUGUACAUUUAGAUAAUUAAAUAACAAAUAACAAUACAUUACUAAAUUUUCAAAUCAAUUAAUAAAAAUUUAU
Daktulosphaira vitifoliae (grape phylloxera) is the source of this 2007-nucleotide messenger RNA. RefSeq lists its product as uncharacterized. The transcript has 2 exons. Bases 13 to 1851 code for a protein of 612 amino acids. The record is from RefSeq and is a predicted model, not a curated record. NCBI's taxonomy places the organism in Eukaryota, Metazoa, Arthropoda, Insecta, Hemiptera, Phylloxeridae.